GCCGCCGAGGAGGCCGGAAAUAGCCGCGUUUGGUCCCCUUCCUCUCCCCCCACAGUGCCUCUGUGAAGUCAGGAGAUGGCAGUGAUGGGGAUCGCCUGCCAAAGUGCUCCAGUCCCAACCGCUGGGCACCCGAAGGAGCUGGCCAUGGCCAAGGGGCCUCAGGAGACGGUGGUCGAGAAGAAGAGCAGCGUCUGCAAAGUCGACAGUCCAGAGAAGGAGGUGCUGCCAGGGCCAUGGAAGAUCCUGAGUGACGUGAUCGCCAAGGGAACGGCCAAGGAAGACAGUGGGGAAGGGAGCCUGGCCUCCGUGUCCAUCAUCGCCCAGGCAGAGUGUGAGAACAGCCAAGAGUUCAGCCCCACUUUUUCUGGAAGGCCUUUUAUUGCUUGUAAACGAUACAGCCGGUCUUGCAGUCUCGAUCAGAUCCCCAACAAUGUGGCCCGCGCAACCGAGGGGAAGAUGGCCCCAGCCUAUCGGAGGGCCCUGCACCGCGGCAAAGCACGGAAGAACCGGAAGAAGAAAAAGGCCCGCCUGACGACGACCCCUGCCCCAACUCGGAAGCCAAGGACCCCCGAGCAGGAGAGCUGUGUGCCUGUCCCAGUGCAGGAGGAUGACUCCCACUUGGGCACCUUCUUCAGCAGCAGUUCAUGGUGUUUGGAGUCACGCAAGGAUCUGGCCUGCGAUCUUGACCCUUCCGAUAAACCUGGCGGUGUCCUCCGUCCUGGCAAGCUGCCCUUGCUGAAGGACCACGGCAAACUAGAGCUGUACAAGCUGAUCAGCCCCGCUCAGUGCCUGGACCAUGUCUGGAAGUGCCACACUCAGGACAAUUUAGCCCGUCCAUCAGAGACCCUGGGCUUCAGUUAUGGCAAGUUCUCCCCUCCUUUCCGUGACCGUGGUGACUGGCUUCCUGCCUUGAGACUUGGCCCUCUGGAGACGUAUCUCUUUGACGACCUUUCGCGUGCCAACGUUGAGCGUCACCUGUCAGGCCUGAGCUUGGAGCAGAGCUUCUCCAAAUGCAGCCAUCAGUCCUCCAAAGCCACCUCAGACUUUGUAGAGGAAUUCCUGGUAGAUGCAUUGAAAGGAAGCGUCGUUCUUGGAGAGCCGAGGAACUUGGCUGGUUUGGCCAAGACUUGGCAGGGAUGUGGAUCGGGCUCCAAGGAGACGGAUGAGAAUGAAGGUGUGCUGCUGAUAGAGAAACUCAAAGCCGUGGACUAUGAGUACCGUGAAGAGGUUCACUGGUCCAAGGGCCAGGGUUUCCUCGGCAUGGGAUCCUUUGGGGAGGUGUACCAAGUAAAAGACAAGCAGACAGGCUUUCAGUGUGCAGCCAAAAAGGUGCGCGUUGAAAACUUCCGUGCAGAGGAGUUGACGACAUGCACCGGGGUGGCCCAUGCCAAAAUCCUUCCCUUGUAUGGAGCAGUGAAGGAAGGCCCGUGGGUUACUAUUUUCAUAGAACUGAUGGAAGGUGGGUCGCUCAGCCAUCUGCUCAAGCAGUGUGGUUCCCUGCCGGAGGACAGGGCCCUGGACUACCUGGCUCAGGCGCUGGAAGGCUUGGCGUACCUUCACUCUCGCAACGUCCUCCAUGGCGACAUGAAAGCCGACAAUGUCCUCUUAUCCAGUGACAGAAGCCACGCCGUUCUCUGUGACUUUGGCCACGCGGCUCACCUCCGGCCAGACAGCACUGGGAAGUAUGUGGUGACAGGGGAUUAUGUCCUUGGCACGGAGACCCACCUGGCCCCUGAGGUGGUGAUGGGAAAGUGUUGCGACUUGAAGGUGGACGUCUGGAGCAGCUGCUGCAUGUUGCUGCAUCUGCUGAACGGGUGUCACCCAUGGACCCGGUACUUCAAUCACCCUCUGUGUCUCAAGAUAGCCAAAGAACCACCCCCUCUGAAGGAAAUCCCGCCCUCCUGUCACCCAUUCACUGUGAAUGUGAUUCAGGCCGGCCUGCAGAAGGAGCCCCAGAAGCGGGCUGGUGCCGCAGAGCUGAGAGUUAAAGCCUGUGCAGCUUUGGAACAGGUGGGGGGCCUGAAGAGCCCCUGGGGAGGAGAACGCAGAGAGCCCAGGCACCCCCCGUGGGCACCAAGCCCCACGUUCCCAGACCACCCACAAACAGCCGGGCCGGUGCCCGAGACUCCCGUGAGCCUCACACCAUUUGCCAGAAGCCCCGGCCCACCCCUCAACCCUCAGGGACUACUGGAGAAGACCCAGUUCACCUCCUCGAGCCCGCGCAAGGAAUGGUUGCAGCCGUGGGAUUCUGCCCCGCUCGGCACCAAGCGAGGCAGCUGGCGAGACUGGCGAGACGCCACUUUGGAGCAGGAGUUCCAGCAGCUGGAACUAGAGCUGGUUCUGAACCGCCUGGCUCAUCCCGUCUGCCUGGAGGAGCAGGAGCAAAUCCUUUCGUGCCUCAGCCUGGGCAGUCCCCUCCUGCCGGAUGCCAGCGACAAGGGCUCGAUGAAAGCACUCUCUCUCAGCCUGAAGGACACCAUGAGUUCGGGCGUGCAUUCGUGGAGCAGCCAGCCAAACGGGCAGAGCCACAGCUGGAACAGCUGGCUGCAUCGCAGCAGACCGACGGAGACGCCGCCUUCCUUGGACGGGGUGAAAAUUGAGAUCCACUUGCUCAGCGGGGAGGCUCUCCAUAUCCGUGAAUUCCGUGGAGCCAAGGUGGGACAGGUGGCCACUGGGAUCAGCAGCCAGAUCCCAGCCUCUCCGUUCAGCUUUUUCACCAAGGAAGGCCAGCCGGUUCAUUGUGACGUGGAGGUCCCCGAUUCAGGCAUCGAGCUCCAGUGCAUUCUGGCUCCCGACUGCAGCUCUGGCUGGCGAUGGAGAGUCAGGCGGGGGCAGCUGGAGAUCCGGUCCUAGGGGUGCCGGCGCCUUCUUUCCCUUCCUUGGUCCCCCCUGCAUCCAGGAGGGAUGACUGGAGGUCGGUCAGCACCUGGUGGCUGUGUGUGCGUGCGUGUGUGGCACUUUAGCUAGACGUAGAGGCGCCAUCCCUUGCUGGCUUUUUGACUGCGUCAGGUCCACUCGCGUAAGAGAGAGGGAGGUUCUGAGCUCCAGCGAACAGACAUGUGAAAUGGCUGGACCCUGAUCCAGGAACCCUCUGGAAGGACACCACCACUCUGCGGUUUCCCAGACAGGCCUCUGGUUUCCUAACCCCAGCGUCUUCUACCUGUCUCAAGGGAAGUACUGACGACCCGGUCUGUGGAAGUCAGAAAGCCUCCUUAUCCCCAAAGACGGGAAAUAUCUUACAGUUAUGCUCUCUUCUAGAGGCCAGAAUCUGGUAGGAGAUGUGUCGCUGUCACUCCUGUGACACAGGGCUUGGAGUGCUGGCCUUCGAUGGGCAUGGCCUGGGUCAGGCCCGUAGCUACCACAGGGCCCAAGGGGCCUGCUUCCCCCCCAAGGUUUUUAUGGGCCCUUCCCCAAUCUUCGACUUCCCCUCCCUCCCCCCUCCUCCAGGGACCUGCGAGCCUCCCUGGCCAGCUGCAAAGCAUCAGCUCCUCUGGCCUACUUAACCAAGAGCUCAGCCCCACCGACUUCCCCACUGGUGUCCAGGAGCCCACGCCGAGUACCAUAGGCGGUGGCCAAUGCAGCCGGCCACUCACUCUCUGCUCCUGCCCGGGGCCGCCUGUUGCAGCAGGCUGCUCGGUGCUCUGACAGCAUCAGCAGGUUCGGGUGACUCCCGCUGUGCUUCUCUCUCCCUGACUCCGCCAGCCUUCGUGGCUUCAGGCUUCCCUUCCC
This is a messenger RNA of Gekko japonicus, 3729 nucleotides long. It is a transcript of the gene MAP3K14, whose product is annotated as mitogen-activated protein kinase kinase kinase 14. Gene Ontology annotation, biological process: positive regulation of canonical NF-kappaB signal transduction; protein phosphorylation. Gene Ontology annotation, molecular function: protein kinase activity; ATP binding. Bases 76 to 2853 code for a protein of 925 amino acids. The transcript is spliced from 16 exons. The record is from RefSeq and is a predicted model, not a curated record. NCBI's taxonomy places the organism in Eukaryota, Metazoa, Chordata, Lepidosauria, Squamata, Gekkonidae.